Molecule: messenger RNA, 1222 nt
Organism: Cornus florida
Lineage: Eukaryota; Viridiplantae; Streptophyta; Magnoliopsida; Cornales; Cornaceae
Product: probable plastid-lipid-associated protein 10, chloroplastic
Exons: 8
Coding region: 78-965 (295 amino acids)
Source: RefSeq, a predicted model, not a curated record
CUCGUGUUCAGAAUUUACCGGUGACACUUGGUAUAGUAGAUAGGGAGGGUGUAUAGACUCUCCUCCAUGUGUAGGAAAUGGACUUGGCGUUUGCUUCUUCUCUUCAGUACCCUCUAACUGGAAACAGAUCCGUCGGUGCGAAGGCGAAGACUUUUGUCUCAACACCAAAUGCGGAGAGAAAUCUGUCAUUUCGAUGUUUGGCAAGGGAAGUAGCCAUCCAACAUAGGGCAAGGGUAGGGGCGUUAUUUGGUUUUCCAUUCCAGGACCAGGAGAAUGUGUUUGAGAUAGAAAACAGAAAACAGCAUCUGCUGAAAGCCAUCCAAGAAACACAAAGGGGCCUUGUGACCACUGCCCAUCAACGUUCCUCCAUUGAGGAGGCCCUAGUGAGCGUGGAGAGUUACGAUUCCGGUGAGGGUGAGCCAAUCGAUCUGAACAAGUUGGACGGGACGUGGCGUUUGCAGUAUACAUCUGCCCCCGAUGUCCUCAUUCUUCUAGAAGCCGCCGCAAGGCUUCCCUUCUUUCAGGUUGGCCAAAUUUUUCAAAAAUUUGAAUGCCAGGGUCAAUCUGAUGGAGGUUUCGUGCGCAAUGUUGUCCGGUGGAGUAUCCCAAACUUGUUAGAGGAGCAGGAAGGUGCUACUUUGCUUGUUUCUGCAAAAUUUUCUGUCAUUUCUCUGCGUAACAUCUACCUCCAGUUUGAAGAGAUAGCUGUUCAGAACAUAAACAUCAGUGAAGAGUUGCAAGCUUUAGUUGCUCCAGCAAUACUGCCACGCUCAUUUUUGAGUCUACUGAUCUUGCAGUCCAUCCGAGCUUUCAAAGCUCAAGUUCCUGUGAGAGAGUCAGGAGGAAGGCAAUCGGUGGGAGGACUAUAUUACCUUUCAUAUCUAGAUGGCAAUAUGCUUUUGGGUCGCACAGUUGGAGGUGGAUCAGUAUUUGUGUUUACCAGAGCUCAACCUCUUAUUGGAUGAGGAACAAAAAUGAACACUUUGUAUUGGUUCACACCAGAAUCCUGGCCUAUUUACUACUGUAUAUGUAAUGGAUCGACAAUUAUGUAUUCUCUUGUGACGGAAGUUGUACUUGGUGGUUGAUAUUGUAUAUUGCAGCCAUGCGGUCUGAAGUUCACCAUGCCCUUCCUUUUUUACUCUUGUCCACUUUCCUACAUGAGUGAGGUCUGAAAUUCACUUCAACAUGCCCUGUUGAUAUAUAUAAUCUUUUUAUUUAUUUA